Misgurnus anguillicaudatus (oriental weatherfish) is the source of this 2367-nucleotide messenger RNA. Lineage: Eukaryota; Metazoa; Chordata; Actinopteri; Cypriniformes; Cobitidae. The record is from RefSeq and is a predicted model, not a curated record.
AUGGUUCAGUCUGAGACUGAGAGGUCCUUGGAGCCGAUGUACCAGGGAAUGGCCAAGAGGUACAUCGCUGCUGGAGUGGAGAAGGCUGGCUACCACUGGAUGGACAGGGAUUGCUGUGCACCAUUCAAGAUCCUGGACUGCAUCCCUGGUGAGGAAUUGCACUGGGACGCCUGGAAGACUACCCCUUCCAUCAUCACUCAGGCCACCUCCGGACAGCUGGAGAACACCUGUGCCUCACGGUGCUUUUACAACAGCAACAUCAUUGUAAAGCUGGACUUGUUCCACUGCUUGAGGCGUUUUUCACGUGAGUGCACAUCUGAGCAUCACCCUCUGUACAGCACUUUCUGCCAGCUCCUCUCUGCUGCCUUCUUUGUGGUUGAUCAGGACGACUUCAAGAGGCUUGAGGCUGCAUAUGCUUUCUGUGGGAUCCAUCCAGCCAAUCCCACAAAACAACACACCAGAGAGCAUUGCAGGACCAAGAUCCCUCAACCCACAGAGCUGCUGGUCAGAGUGGAAAAAGUGCUGAGUCAUUUUCAUCUCGCCACAGACCCUAACAACGUCCCACUCUUCAAAUCCUCCAUGCUGAAGACGUGGCGCAUACAGAGGGUGCACAUUCUCCGCGGCUGCCUCAGUGACCCUGAACUCUCUGCAGGCAUUAUGUACAGGUACGGCGGGACUCUGCAGCUGAACCAUGUACCUGAUGAAGGCGCCAAAGUCCCCAUAUGGAUCCCUGUCAGAGGUACCUCACAGCAGGAGGGGUAUCAUUUCCACCAGGCCCAGUGGAUUACCGGGACCCACGUCUCAUCCGAAUUAUUUCAGGCUCAGGGCAUGACAGGGGUGGCACGCUGGAACUUCCAACGGCUAGUGGACCUGAAGCAGCCCGGUGUCCUCCUCCCUGCUGUGUUCGAUCCAGCUUUAAUGGUUGAGCUGAACUCUGUCUCCAGGAAAGUGAUGGGUCAAGAAAAGUACCCUGCACUUCAUCUCUCUGACAGAGACACUGGAGAGAGGUUUGGUCUGGAGUACACAGAGCCAGGCUGCCGUCCAGUUCCUCUUGACUGGGAUAAGCACAGAACCCAGAAGAGAGAGGUAUCACCUGCCUCUGUGCCUCCGACCCCUGUGCACACACCGGCUCCAGCCCCGUCUCCAGCUCCAAACACAGCACACUCCAUCAGCUGGGCUCCACCCUCUGGCAUGGUAUCCACUGGACCAGAACCAUCUGCUGGGCCGUCAGAGGACGACCAGGAGCCUCCAGCAUCGAUGGAUAUCUCAUAUGCCCUGCCCCUGCCACUGAGAUCGUCACCGAGAAGUGCCCGCACUGGGACCAUUAAGACGGGUGGACGGGUAUUUGUGUUGGACCACACACGCUGGACACCUCCCAUGAAAGUUGCCAUCGACAGCUUGCUACAGAAGCACCAUGGUGAGAAGGAUAUGUUGAAGGUUGUGGACAAGGAAUAUGCAGACAUGGUCCAUCGGUCUGCUGCAGAUCCUAACAGCCUGCUACACCCCACAACCAGGUUGCACAUAUCCCGCUACAGUGGAUAUAAAAAGAUUUUUUCUGAGUAUCAUCCCACUGAAAAAGCCAUUGGCUGUGUAGAGCUUACUCAGCAGCACCUGGCAAAGCUUCUCAACACCAGUUCGGCUUUGAACACCAGCCAGGAAAGGCUUCUGGAGACACAGCAGCUGUGGCAUUCUUUGACAGAGGGCGGUGACACGGCCAGCGUCCCUGUGGUCACCUUGGAGCCUGCCAUCUUCAAUCCUCCUGCACCUGCUCUGUCCACACCUCUGACACAGGACUCCAUUGUGAAAAUUGUGGAGGCCAUUGUGGAGAAGCAGCAGCCACAGCCACCACCAGAGCAUAAAAGAAGGCAGACCAAGACCUGUCUUGGCUGUGGACAGCCUAAGUCUCGUUAUGAGACUGAUGGCUCUUCAGUCCACUUUUUCUAUCAACAAGGUCCUGUGCGCUAUUUCUACUGCUCAAAGAAGGUGCAUCAGUGUUAUGCUUCUGAGGGACUCUCUAACCCCAAAAUGCCCUUUGAAGAAUUUGCAGGGACAGAAUUCUUUCAGAGGGAGCUGGACGCCACCAAGAAACGGGUGUUGGAGAAGAUGGAGAAGAAGAGGAAAAGGCCAGACGCCCAGCCAGCUAGCCGCCUCUGCCGAUUCUGCCACCUGGAGCUUAAACAGGGACCAAACAGUCCACACAUUCACACAGGCUUCCCUGGGGUGGCAGGUAAGUACAUUUACUGCCCAUCUAAAGUGUACUCUCUUUACCAUGAUAAGGGCAUGUCCAAGGAGAUGAACUGGAUGGAGUUUAAGCAGUCUCCUUUCUAUGAGGCAGAGAGACAAAGAUGGGUGGCAGAGAAAAAGUGA